This is a messenger RNA of Cercocebus atys (sooty mangabey), 4436 nucleotides long. It is a transcript of the gene ZNF710, whose product is annotated as zinc finger protein 710. The transcript has 6 exons. The record is from RefSeq and is a predicted model, not a curated record. Lineage: Eukaryota; Metazoa; Chordata; Mammalia; Primates; Cercopithecidae. Gene Ontology annotation, cellular component: nucleus. The coding region runs from base 139 to 1146 and encodes 335 amino acids.
CGCGGGCUCGGGGACCGACGGGGCAGCCCCAGUCUCCCCACCCUAGGCGCGCAGAUCCCGCAGAUCCGGCCCUUGGGCCGCCGCCCCCUUCACCGCGGACUUGCUAACUACGAUGCCCUCCUAGCUAGCCGUCGCGGGAUGGAGGGCUUCAUGGACUCAGGGACACAGACGGACGCUGUGGUGGUGCUGUCCUUGGCUCAGGCUGCCGUGCUUGGCCUGGUCUCCGAAAAUGAGCUCUUUGGAGCUACCAUAAGCGCUGAGGCCUUCUACCCGGACCUGGGGCCCGAGCUUUCUGGAGCAGCCAUGGGAGAGCCCGGGCCACCAGGCCCCGAGGUCUACCAGCUGGCCUGCAACGGGAGGGCCUUGGAGGAGCCGGCAGAGGAGGAGGUGCUGGAGGUGGAGGCAGCCUUCGAGAAGCACACCCGGCGGAAGACGCGGCCACCUGUGCGGCUGGUGCCCAAGGUCAAGUUUGAGAAGGUGGAGGAGGAGGAGCAAGAGGUCUAUGAGGUUUCUGUGCCGGGUGACGACAAGGAAGCAGGGCCAGCAGAAGCCCCCACCGAGGCAGCCAGUGGCGUACAAGUCGUCAAGCAGCACUCCCUCACCCACAAGGGCGUGAAGGAGUUCAAGUGCGAGGUGUGUGGCCGGGAGUUCACCCUACAGGCAAACAUGAAGCGGCACAUGCUGAUCCACACCAGCGUCCGGCCCUACCAGUGCCACAUCUGCUUCAAGACCUUUGUGCAGAAGCAGACCCUCAAGACCCACAUGAUUGUACACUCGCCCGUGAAGCCAUUCAAAUGCAAGGUGUGCGGGAAGUCCUUCAACCGCAUGUACAACCUGCUGGGUCACAUGCACCUGCACGCGGGCAGCAAGCCCUUCAAGUGCCCCUACUGCUCCAGCAAGUUUAAUCUCAAGGGCAACCUGAGCCGGCACAUGAAGGUCAAGCAUGGCGUCAUGGACAUCGGCCUGGACAGCCAAGACCCCAUGAUGGAGCUGACAGGCACUGACCCUUCUGAGCUCGACGGCCAGCAGGAGAUGGAAGACUUUGAGGAGAACGCCUACAGCUAUGCGAGCGUGGACAGCAGCGCCGAGGCCAGUGUCCUCACUGAACAGGCCAUGAAAGAGAUGGCCUACUACAAUGUGCUAUAGCACGAGCUGGGCCACCCCCAACGGGGACCAGGGGGGCCAGGGAAUGGGGGUGAGACCCAUGGGCUGCAGGCUGCACCUCCUGCAGCCAAGAAACAAGCUACUGCCCCACUGUUCUGAGCCCUCCCUCCCCAAGUCAUUUGCACCACUAGGGACCUUUAGACCAAAUGGAGACUGUACUACUGGCCCCGGCUGUGAGCCAGCACAGGCCCAGGCAUCCCAGCAAGGGAAGGAGAACACGAGGCCCAGAUCUGAGUCUCCCUGGCCUGCUUCCAUGGGGGGUGGGAGAAGUAGGGCCACUGGGGACAGGUCACAAGGGCACAGGCCCUCGGGGUCUCUCCAGGCCCAGCAGAGCUCUUCAGGGGUCCUGACACUGGAAGAAGAGACCACUUGAGCCAUGUCUUUGUCACGGCCAACUCCUGCCUCUACAGAUGUCUGAGCUCCCUUCUGGCCAGUACUGCCCACCCCUCCCUUGUCCAGGCCCCCUUCCCUGCCCUGUCGACAGACUGCCAGGCAGGGCACUCUGCCUUCUACCUCCCGGGGUCUCCCACGUGCUCUUCAAGCCAGGCAUGCACGUGGCCCUGGCCCUGGCCUGCAGGACAGCUGGGGGGAGCCCAGCCCCCAGAAGACCCCUGUCCUACAUCCCUUCCUGGAAGCGGGUGUCCCUAAAGUGGAUUGCAACACGUCAUCCACUUCGGCCCUAGCUGGAACGCCUCACCAGGGGGCCCCCACCAGGAACAAAGCCGGGACAGGCCCUGCGUCGGGCACACACUAACAAAAACCAGAAGCAUGGGGCAGAGCAGGGCAGAAUGAGGGCACCACGGGGGACCAAGAAGGGUUGUCCUUGGGGAAGGCCCAGGACCACCUGCGGGGGAGGGGGACCGCAGUCAUUUCUUAUUCCUCAGUGUCCACCUUGCGACGGGGAUAACCACAAGUCAGCAGCUCCCCGGAAAGAGCAACGUAUUUAAAAAAGGAAAGUGAAGCCCACAGAGGGAAAUCAAGGGUUUUUUUGAGCAAAGGGGGUCUUCUGAAGGUAACUUAUUUUUUUCUUUCCAACUGUGUGUCACCUAUGACCUUUUCUGAUGGAGAUGCAUUUUCUUUUUCCAAGCUAAGCUUCCUCGUGUGCUGUGCGUGCUUCCUUCCUACCCACCCACCCCGAGCAGCCUGGCCGGGCAGGACCGGGGCUCCAUGGGGACCGUCACACUGGCCCUGGAGGUGCAGCCGCUGGCAGCAGCCUCAGCAGGCUGGGGUGGGAGGCAGGAGAAAGCAGAGCUGGAAAGCCCUCCACCCCUGUCUGGCUCCUGCAGUUGCUGAUUUGCUCCAUCCCAUGUCCCAUCCUCGGCUGUCAGGGCUGCUGACUCUGCUCAGCCAAGAGCUAGCUCUCUCGCUCGCCUGCUCUCUUCCCCUCUGUUCCCACGCCAGCUCCUGCCCCUGGAACCAGAGACGACAGGCCCAGGGCAGUGAAAUAUCACAUUCAGGAACUCUAGGGCACGCGGACCCCCACCCACUUGCCUCCUGAGGCCUCAGUGGGGAGUGGCAAGCAGGAGUCGUCCCCAAAGGCACAGAUGAAGCCACUAACUUCAGCCUAGAAACCCGGAGAGGGGAACAGCCUCGGGUGGGAGGAACCAAUCUGCAGCGCAGCCACCCCCAAGGCUGGAUCCUUAAGUGAAGGACCAAGCCAGGCCUCAGGGUGACUGUGAUCAGGACUGAGGAUGGACAAGGUGGCCCAAGUGUGGCUCCCAGACCCCAAGGCCCCACAACCUCCCAGGUGCCCGCCAUGAUGACCCUCAGGUGGCAGUGACCCCGUCACUGCACAAGACAUUUUCUCCUGCUGAGCAGAAGGCAUCAUCCCCUGCAACUACCUCUUCCUACAACGUCUUUCUCCCCUGGUACCAAAAAGAACCCUGUACCUCCUCCUCCUCCUCCCACCUGCCAGUGCAGUGGCCUUGGUCUUGGAAACUGAAGGGAGAAGGUCUGGCCCCCGGGGUGGGGCUCUCCUUUCCCUCCCCCAGCCCCGCUGUCAGCACUGGCCCUCUGUGAGGUUCGAUACUUGAACGCCCCCUGCCCUGUGCCUUGGACCUGGGCAAAGCUAGGAGGAGGAAACAGCACAACUCACAGUUUGAGCUGGGGGGUGGUCUCGGCAAGGCUCCUGUCUGCACCCCUCCCUACACUUCUCAAAAGAGGUGCACAGCCUCUCGGGUGACUUGGAAACUCCUGGACAAAUUCCAUUCUAACUUAUUUUGACAUGUAUACAAACCAACUGUUUAGAGAUUCCACUUGUGCAAAGCCCUACUGUGUUUUUAUGUUCCUGUUUAAAAGAGAAGUUUACUUAGCAAUAAUUAUAAAUAAAUGAAUAUUCUUUAGUGAGGUGACUGCAAAUGCUUCUUUCCCCAGCUCUUGGGGACCUGGCCCUCACCCCUAGUAGGAACUCUCAGCAAAACUUCCCAGCCCCACACAGCAGGGCUGCACUCUCCAGGGGCAGCCCAGGGGAGGCUGAGACCAUCCUCUGCACUGGAAUGGCCACCUGCAGGGCCAGGCGCCUACAGCCACUGCCCCAGGCCCAAAAGAGUCAAGCCAGCCAAGGCCCCUGCAUUCCCAGCACUUGCAGAGAAAAGCUGCUUCCCCUCCCUACCCACCCACAUGGCUUCAGGAAAGAAGCCAGCUCCCGAUGCCAGGCUGGGCUUCAGAGGCUGCAUUCAGCAGAGCUGCCAGCCCUGUGCUGAUGACAGGCAAGAAGAGGCAGGAAACCUUGAGCUUCUUCCCAGGGGCUGGGCCUGCUGGAGCCAGCAGUCCACAUUUCUUCUUACAGCCCUGAGAGUUUCAGGGCAUUACUCAGGAAGAGGAAGCGGGGGGUCACCAGUGUGGGUGGAGGGCUAGAGCCCUUCCAAGGCCACUCGGUCUACAGCAAUGGUCAGGUUUCAGGAGCCAUAGGAGUCCCCCUAGUAUUUAGGAAAGGGACUUUGUAAGAUGGGAUUUUGAGAGAUGGGGUCUCACUCUACUCAGGUGCAAUCAUAGCUCACUACAACCUCAAACUCCCGGCCUCCCAAAGUGCUGGGACUGUAGGCAUGAGCCACCACACCUGGCCAGGACUUUAUAAAGAUUAUACAACUCUUCUCCAGGACAUUUUAACAGCAAAAAGUAGACGCUUUGCAGAACUUACUAUGCAGCAGACAGUCCUUUUGAUUAUAUGUAGCUUUAGAGCAACUUUUAUUUUUCCUUUUUACAUGGGGCUAAAGAACUUGCAUAGAGCAAUUUUUGUUUGUUUUUGAGACAGUCUUGCUCUGUCACCCAGG